This is a messenger RNA of Ctenopharyngodon idella (grass carp), 1204 nucleotides long. RefSeq names its product hepatocyte cell adhesion molecule-like. Lineage: Eukaryota; Metazoa; Chordata; Actinopteri; Cypriniformes; Xenocyprididae. Bases 74 to 964 code for a protein of 296 amino acids. The transcript has 6 exons. The record is from RefSeq and is a predicted model, not a curated record.
GAAACAUUCAACGUUUUCACAAGUGUCAGGAUACGACUAUUAUCACAGUUCUGUUGUCAAACUAUUUCAUAAGAUGCUGAAGAAAAUGUUUAUUUUCAUCUGUUUGUGCUUGUGUCAGGCUGGUGUGUUUGUUGCUGAUGCAGUGAAGUCAGAGUCAGUGACUGAGGGAGAAUCAGUCUCUCUGAACUCUAGUUUCACUCAAAUACAGACACAUGAAGAGAUCAACUGGAAGUUUGGUGACAUUCUCAUAGCUAAAGUGAAGAACAACAAAGAGAGCAAGUUUUUUGGUGAUAAUGCUGAUGGGAGAUUCAGAGACAGACUGAAACUGGAUCAGACUGGAUCUCUGACCAUCAUCAACAGCAGAACCACAGACUCUGGACUUUAUACAGUCUCCAGCAGCAGCAGAGACACGAUCAACACGAUCAAUCUCACUGUCUAUGCUCGUCUGCCUGUUCCUGUCAUCAGCAGUAACUCUUCACAAAAUUCAUCAUCAUCAUUAUGUUCAUUGGUGUGUUCAGCUGUGAAUGUGAGUCAUGUGACUCUCUCCUGGUUCAAAGGAAACAGUUCAUUCUCCAGCAUCAGAGUGUCUGAUCUCAGCAGCCGGUCUGAUCUUCUUCUCCAUCUGGAGUGUGUGGAUGAUUCCUACAGCUGUGUGCUGAACAAUCCCAUCAGAAACCAGACUCAACACCUCAACAACGCUCAACUCUGUCACACAUGUGCUGCAGGUCCUCCAGUCUCUCUGACAGUGCUGAUCUCUGCUGCUGCUGCUGCUGCUGGAUCUCUGUUGAUUGUUGCUGCUGUCGGGAUCUUCUGCAUCUGCAGGAAACACAGAAACACACACAGAGAAGAGACUCGAGCAGAAGAGAUCACUUACGCUGAUCCCACAUUCAACAGAAGAAACAGAAAUAAAUCUAGGCCUAGAGAGGAGGAUAAUGUGGUGUACGCAGGAGUCUCGAGACGUUGAUCAGAUCUUGAUCAUUUGAAAGAUUUCCCAAUAAGUUUGAAGUUAUACAUAAAUACCGGCCUGCAUCAUAUUAGCUGAAUGACAUCCAAUACUUGUUUUGUAUUGAGCCAGAUGUUUCUCUCUGUGACAUUUUUUAAAGUUCUUAAAAGUUUAUAUUCAAGAUAUAUCUAUAUUUCACAUUUUUCCACAUUUCUACAUGCCUCCUUUUGUACAAUUUUAAAUAAAAAUGCUUUAAUAUCA